UGCUGUUGAGUCAUUAGGUUUUGUACGUGUUACUGGGAAAUAACCCUCACUAGGUAUUCUUAUAAAAUAUAAACCACAACAACCCAAAACUAUACCACAUAAGUAUACCACAAACAAAUCGUCGAAUGAUGGACACUAAACUUUCCCAACAUCCGAGUCCUGCGUUUGAGAUUGGAAAAAUCUAUAAAGCAAGAGAAAAUGAUAGAAAGAUCAAGUUAAAAUUACCAAAAGCUUCGCUGAAGGAGAUACUUCUCAAAAAAAGGCGAAAGACUUUAGAAUUCUGGCCGAAUGAUUGUAUUCAAGUGUUACGUUUUUAUAAAGAUGGCUGGUACAUUGCGAGUAAUCUAAAUUUACAUCACCUUAAAAGUGGAUUGAUUCAUUCAAAAUAUUUAGAUGUCGCCAGCGAAAUUGACAUCCUGUCAUCUAAACUCAUUAUAACAGACGGGGAAAGUAAGUCACUGUCCACUAAUGAGGAAGAGACGGAAAUCUAUAAUUUAUUGCCUGGUGAUGACGAUCUCGGAUAUAAUACUAUAUCAGACGCUCGACCUAGAGUUAGGCCAAGACCGAAGACAGACGGGCAUAAAUACGAGAAUAUCACUAUUCAAGAAGAAGAUGAAGGUAAUUAUGAAGAUAUUCCCGUGAAACCCAAACAAAGACCAAGAAGCUUUACAAUAGGCUUUGACUACUCUGAUAAAGAUAGAUAUGUGGAACUUAGAGAACAAGAAAGUAUAAGCUCGUCAAAACUGCCCUUACAUCAGCCUGUCGAAGAAAAAAGUGUUCGUGACGGAAGUCAACAAAGCAUCCCUGAUAUUCUAAUAACAUCAGGAGACAUGCCAGAAAUUCUUCCAAAUGUGAAUGAAGAGGAGGAAGUUGAAGACAACAUUACAGAUUUUCCUGUAGAUCCAAUGAAAUACAAGAGAACUAAGAAAACACCUUCAUGGGCGAUGAUUUCACGUGGACAAUCUUUUCAAAGUAUAUCAAGCGAUGAUAGUGUUUCAAUACCACGAAGACCAUCUGGAUCGACAGGCUUCUUGCGUGAUAUGCGAAUGAGAGAUCGGCGACACUUGGCCAAUCAGUUAGAUGGAAAUAGAAAUGUUGAAAAGCUUGGCCAUCUCCUGAAAGAAAAGGUAGGCCUGUCUACAGUUCAAAUCGAAAACUUGGUUCAUGGAGGAUACAGCCCAUGUGAGGAUUUCUUAAAAGUGUACAAAACAAGAAAGCCUUCUUUAAAAACAAAAGCCUUUAAAGAAACGAUGGAGGAGAUGGAGAGAUAUGAUGUCUUGGCAUACAUGAAGGAUAAGUCGUAUCCUCAAUUGUUUUUUGAAACUCCUUAUGAAGAGCAAGAUCAUAUAGCCAUGUUUCUCAAUUGCUCAACGAAUAACUGGCGUACAUUUGCUGGAAGAUGUGGCUAUUCAAGCAAAGAGAUAACGACCAUUGAAUCAAACAAGCCGAAAGAAGAAAAAAGUCCUGCCGAAUAUCUGUUUACUAUUAUCACCCAUCAAUGUCCAUCGUUUACGAUUGAAGACUUAAAAAUUGCUUUAACGCAACUCAAACGGCAAGAUUUAGUUGAGUAUCUAUCACAAUGUUAGAAAACAAAAAAUAAGAAAAUCGUCUUUACCUUUUAUAGACCUUUUUAAAGGUUGUUAAUCAAUGUUAUAAAAUAAAAUAGACAGUGUUGUGGGUUAUAACUAUAACAAAAGCUUCCUCGAAUUAUUGUCUCUAAAUUAGUUUAAAUUUUAAUGAAUUAUCUAGCAGUUUAAUCUUUUUAAUUACACGCUAAUGCUGGAAUAAGCGCUACGAAAAAAACUAUAAUAUAUAGUUAAAGCAGAUGAAUUCCUUUGUUUUCAUUUCAGCGGUAUGCUCAUUGGGCUCUGAUAUCUGCGUGGCAGAAAAAAAGAGGGAGGCGCUAGGUAACACGAACAUAUUUUUAGUUUUUUUCGUCACAUAAAUGAAUUCAAAUAAUUCAGAAGGAACCAAUCUACACUCGAUAAUUGUUUAAAACUUCAAACGAUGUUUUCGUGAGAAAAAAUUCACAGAAGGAUACCACUCCUCAGAAAAUCAUAGCAUCUUCUCUGCCACGCAAAUACCACAGCCAAUGAGCUUACCGCUGAACAUUUAACAAAUAACCUCACGCAGGAAUUCAUCUAUAUGAAUUUUGAAGUAAUAUAAUAUACGAUGAAUAUAAAUAUUUUUGAUUUCUAUUGGAAUUGUAGCAUUGCUGUGAUUACUAACGUCGCAUGUUAGAAAACUUUUUGUAUGUGAAAAUUAUUAAAGUUGUUUGAAA
Messenger RNA from Hydractinia symbiolongicarpus, 2281 nucleotides. RefSeq lists its product as uncharacterized. The record is from RefSeq and is a predicted model, not a curated record. Lineage: Eukaryota; Metazoa; Cnidaria; Hydrozoa; Anthoathecata; Hydractiniidae. Gene Ontology annotation, biological process: signal transduction. The transcript has 19 exons. Gene Ontology annotation, molecular function: protein binding. Bases 126 to 1586 code for a protein of 486 amino acids.